Molecule: messenger RNA, 2588 nt
Organism: Drosophila biarmipes
Lineage: Eukaryota; Metazoa; Arthropoda; Insecta; Diptera; Drosophilidae
Exons: 5
Coding region: 347-2008 (553 amino acids)
Source: RefSeq, a predicted model, not a curated record
ACGUUGCCGAGAUACAUAGCCGCAGCAGAUACAAUCCGCCAGAUCGGGCGACUCGAAUCGGUGAAAGAAAGUCGAGAGUGAAAUUUUUGUGUGCGCCCGCUCCAAACCGCUGAAACGAAUGCCGAUGACAAAACAAACGUGAGGCGAAACGGUUCGAAAUCGAAGUCGAAAAAGUGCGGCCAAGUGCCAAUUGCAGCUGGCCAAGUGAAGAAAGCUGGUGUGAAGAGAGGCAGCGUUACAUUAUAAUAAAACCCAACCGAGGACGUCAUCGGUAAAAGUGAAUUUUGAACUCGAUUAGCCGCCCCAGCUAAUCCAAGGCCCAAUUUGAGUGAAACAGCCGAGCGAAAUGAAGGUCUUCAGACUGAGCCUGCUGCUGGUGGCCGCCCUGCCCCUGAUGUGCCACUCUCUGCCUGCCACCGACAAAUCCCUCUCACUGGAGGACACAGACCUGGACAGUGAACCGGGCGAGAGCGUGAAGGAAUCCCAGGUGCAAAAGCGAUCCGGCAGCUUCGACUAUGUGGCGCACCUGAAAUCGGGCCUGCUGUCCGGAAUUGGCCAGGCCUCCGCCUCGAUCGCCUCCGGCAGUUCCGGCGGAAGCAGCGGGGGCGGGGAGGGCUACAAGUCCCACGAGAUUGUUGUCCAUGGCAACUCGGUGGACUACGACCCCUGGUCCUUCAAGAAGUCCGUGCUGAACACCAUCUUCCAGGCGGUCAAGGCCAUCACCGGCGGGGUCACCGCACUCAAGGGUCAGCUGAUCAAGGGCAGCGGCUACGCGUUGAGUGCGGGCGGCAACCUGGUGGCCGCCGGCGGCGACAAGGUCACCGACGUGGGCAAGUCCAUCAUCAACUCGGCGCACAUCAACUCGCACACCUACGCCACUAGUCACUCCUCCGGCGGCGGCGGCCUGUUUGCCAAGCUGACCUCCUUGUCCGGCGCCUCCUCCGGCGGCAGCAGCGGUCACAAGACCGUCUCCGCUCCGGGACCCGUCCUGCACCACGAGACGAUCACCACGUACGAGAUACCCACCGGGCACGCCAGCUACGGACCCCCCUCGAAGCCGCCGUCCUACAGCAGCGCCACCCACCAGUACCUGCCGCCGGUGGGCGGGGCCAGCUACAGCGGCGGAGCGCCCUUCAGCGUCAGCCACCCGGCGGCCUUCGAGUCGCCGCCCAGCAACUACCUGCCAUCGGCCUACGGACAAGAUGCAACAAGUGCAAAUAGCAAUGACUUUAACAUCUACGGACGCCACACCAAGUUGUCGGAUGAGGAAGCUCGAAAGGCGGCUCUGCAGCUCCAGGAGAUCCUCAGCCUGCUGCCCAAUGGAAAGACGGAGUACACGGCCUCCAAAACGGUGGCUUUGGACACAGGCGUGCCCACGGGAACGGGCUUGGAACAGGCCGAGGUGUACAAUAGCUACGGCAUACCACUGCCCAACAACCUGGGCACCUUGGAGUCCCUUUCGCACACGGAAUCCAUAACGGCUGCCUACAAUCCGGCCUCUAAGAAUCCAGCGGAUGUGUACCACCAAAUGGCCAAGAGACCAUCCGCCGAGGAGCUCUACAUUCAGAAGCAUCCCAAUGAGGGCUAUGAUUAUCCACCACCCGGAGCAGCUGCACCACCACCACCGCCACCGCCGCCAGUGGCCGGGGACUACCGGGUGGAGAACUAUCAUGCCUCGAAGAGUACGGCCCUCAAGGAUCUGUCGCCCAUCAUAGCCGCCCUGGAGGUGGCCAAGAGGAAGGGUAAUGGCCAUGGCAGUGGGCCCGUCUACUCCAUCGAGAAGCAGGUGCACAAGCAGUCGCCACACUUCCAGUACCUACCGCCCGUGGUGCAGAAGUCCAAGUAUGUGUACAGCGCAUCACCAUCGUCGUACCACCAAGGACACAGCGGUGGCUACAAGGUGCGCCGCCAGGUGGCGUCUAGUGGAAAGCAGGGGAAGCGCGUCUUCCGGCCGCAGGACUACGAGAUACAGGAUCCACUGAUGUUCAACCGGCUGCUGGAGGUCUAGCGGGAGAUCGCCUGUAGUCCUUAGCUUAUAGCCCUCUAAGUCAUGUCCAGCAUUUACCUAUAACUUAUUUAUGUUAUGUCGUUAUCGCAAUCGUUAAUCGUAAUUAUUAAUUUAUUGAGCAUCCACGCAAAGGCUGGCAAUAAAGCAGGCCCCAGAAAUUGCAUCCGAAAACCUAAGCACAGCAUGCUAUGAAAAUCGAACCCCAGCACCACCAAUCACCAUCUAGUAUAUCCUCUCGCACUCCCACUUUCCUGCGCUGUUGCACCACCCACAUAGAGUCGGGAACCCCUUUCUCACCUCUCACCGAUCUCUUUGCAGUCUACCAUCAGUAGAGGAUGAUUACGAUGAGGAAGCUGUGGACCACGCCCCAAUCGUCCAUCUCCACGUAUCCUAGAGUUAGUCAAACCGUUCCUGCCUAUUCCGAACCUAUCUGCUGUCUCUCCCUCUCAUUCUAUAAACAUUUCCGAUCCGAAGAACCCCCCGUGUUGGGAGCCUCACGAGAACUGCAGUUAGCAGUGAUUAAACUUUCCCAUCUUACGUUUAAGUAUUUAAAUUAAAUAAAUCGUUGAAUACAAACUGA